AUGAAAGAUAGAGUUUGCACGAAACGAUUUCCAAAGCCAUUUGUGCAGCGCACUGAAUCAGAUGCAGAUGGGUUUACAGUGUAUAGGAGAAGGGAAGAUGGCAGAACAGUUACGAAGAAGAAGACUACUCUUGAUAAUGGGUUUGUGGUCCCCUACAAUCGUAUAUUGUUGAGUAAAUACCGAGCUCACAUUAAUAUCGAGCUAUGCAACCAAAAAAAGUCAAUUAAAUACCUGUUCAAAUACGUAAACAAGGGGCAUGACCGAGUCACAGCGGCAUUUUAUGAGACACGCAAUACAGAUGGCGGUGCUGAGAUUCGUGAUGAGAUAAAGAUGUACUACGACUGCAGAUAUCUUUCGGCGUGUGAGGCAAUGUGGAGGUUGUUUAACUUUGAUAUUCAUUACAGAGACCCGUCCGUAAUUAGGCUAAGCUUUCAUCUCCCCGAUCAUCAGCCAAUUGUCUUCAAUGAAAACCAGUCGUUACAAAGUGUGUUGGAUAGGCCAUCUGUCAAGCAAACUAUGUUCCUGGCGUGGUUUGAGGCCAACAAGAACUAUCCACAUGCAAGGGACUUGAGGUACGGAGAUUUUCCACAACAAUUUGUGUAUAAAGAGGAUUCUCGAACUUGGGCACCAAAGAAAAAAGGAUUUUCUAUCGGUAGGAUUGCGAAUGUUCCCCCUGGAAAGGGGGAAGACUAUUACCUUAGGUUGCUACUUAACAUUCAAAGGGGAUGCACGUGCUACGAGGACAUCAGAAAAGUUUUUGACAUCCUCUACCCUACGUUCAGGGAUGCAUGUUAUGUGUUGGGUUUGCUAGAUGACGACAAAGAAUACAUAGAUGCAAUAAAAGAAGUGAAUACUUGGGCAUCGGGGGAUUAUAUAAGAAGGUUAUUUGCGGUUAUGCUGCUUUCCAAUAGCUUAAGUCGGCCCGAACAUGUUUGGCAAAGUUGUUGGUUGGAUUUGGCUGAGGGUAUUGCUUACAAACAACAACGUCUUCAUAAAAAUCCAGAUUUACAUAUAUCGGAUGAAAGCUUGAAGAACUAUACUCUCACCGAAAUAGAAAAAAUAUUGCAAAGCAAUGGUAAAAGCCUGCAAAAUUACGCGCCUAUGCCAGUUCCAAUCGAAUACUCAUAUGAGGACACAAAAAACAUAUUGGUGUUAGAUGAACUGGAUUACGACCGGUUUGAAAUGGGUAGAGAACUUCAACAGUGUCUUGCUUCCAUUACAGAUGAGCAAAGAAAGGUUUAUGAUGUAGUCAUGGAUGCAGUAACCAAUGACAGUGGUGGAAUGUUCUUUCUAUAUGGCCAUGGUGGAACGGGAAAGACUUUUCUAUGGAAAACUCUUUCGGCUGCAGUUCGUUCGAAGGGAGAGAUUGUAAUUAACGUUGCAUCGAGUGGUAUAGCAUCGUUAUUGUUCCCCGGUGGAAGAACAGCUCAUUCUCGAUUCGGACUACCCAUAAAUGUACAUGAGAGUUCCACCUGCAGUAUAUCGCAACAAAGUCCACAGGCAGAGUUGCUCAUAAGGGCAAAACUUAUUAUAUGGGACGAGGCUCCUAUGAUGCAUAGAUACUGUUUUGAAGCCCUUGACAAGACAAUUAAGUCAAUAUUACAGGCUGACAAACCCUUUGGUGGUAAGGUGGUUGUUCUUGGAGGUGAUUUUAGGCAGAUUUUACCAGUUGUGCUCAAAGCAUCAAGGCAGGACAUAGUACAUGCUAUGAUAAACUCCUCUCCGCUGUGGAAUUUCUGUCGUGUCAUGAAGUUGACUAAGAACAUGAGAUUGCAGUCAUGCUCUUCUCCAUCUAAUGUUGAUGAGAUAAAAGAAUUUGGAGACUGGAUACUGAAUGUUGGUAAUGGGGAUGUUGGGGAAGACAAUGAUGGUGAAGCUUCGAUAGAGAUUCCAGAUGACAUGUUGAUUGGUGAUUCAGAAGAUCCAUUCACAGACUUACUCAAAUUCGUUUACCCGGAUUUGUUGAGUAACAUGUACGAUCGAGAUUAUUUUCAAGGGAGGGCAAUUCUUGCACCAACUAAUGAAUGCGUCGAGUCUGUGAACGAUCACUUAAUGUAUCUCCUUCCAGGAGAGGAGAAGGUGUACCUGAGCUCAGAUAGUAUGUGUAGGGACGAGCACACAACGGAGGAUAAUGCAGAAAUUUAUUCGACUGAAUUCCUCAACACAAUAAGAUGCUCCGGAGUUCCUUCUCAUGCGUUGAGGAUCAAGGUUGGUGCACCCGUUAUGCUAAUAAGAAACAUCGAUCAAGCUAGAGGAUUGUGCAACGGUACCAGACUUCAAAUUAUUAGAACUGGCAUUCACGUUCUGAGUUGCAAAAUUCUUUCCGGAAAAAAUAUCGGUGACAUGGUGUUCAUUCCUCGGAUGACUUUAAUACCAUCUAACUCCGGACUGCCAAUUAAAUUUCAGAGAAGACAAUUUCCGUUGAUUGUUUCUUUUGCAAUGACGAUCAAUAAAAGCCAAGGCCAAACUCUUUCGCAUGUUGGUUUGUAUCUUCCUAGGCCUGUCUUCAGCCAUGGUCAACUAUAUGUUGCAGUGUCCAGAGUUAAGAGCAGAGGUGGCAUUAAGAUAUUCAUCAAGUCGGAUUCGGGUGAACUCACCAAUGUUACUAGAAAUGUCGUGUACAAGGAAGUAUUUCAUCGAAUUUGA
Erythranthe guttata (spotted monkey flower) is the source of this 2646-nucleotide messenger RNA. Lineage: Eukaryota; Viridiplantae; Streptophyta; Magnoliopsida; Lamiales; Phrymaceae. The record is from RefSeq and is a predicted model, not a curated record.